AUGGGGGACACAAAGGCAGCAGAGCUCUGCUCUCUUCCACUCCCCGAGACCCGGGCCGCUACCAGCUGCAGCAUCAGCAACAGCAGCAGCUGUAUCAGCAGCAGCAGCAACAAUGCAGCAGACGAUAACAACUGUUACUGCAAAAUACUGGUCACAAAUCACCUUGCGGGGAUCAUCAUUGGACAAGCAGGUCACGAGAUCAGGGCCCUGAAAACCCUAACCGGGGCCAAGAUUGUGCUGUCGCCCCAUGGCAUGUACUUCCCUGGAACAAUGGAGCGCGUGGCGGCUGUCGAGGGCCCCGAGCAGGCAGUGUUUCACGUUCUAGACUGGGUGCUGGACAAGAUGGCUGUAGCAGCAGCAGCAGCAGCAGCAGCGGGAGCCGCAGUGGGAGGUUCGGUGUCAGUGGCUGGUGAGUGUCCAGGCGGGGCGUCGGCAUUGUUGAGCGAGGAACAGCAGCAGCAGCAGCAGCAGCAGCUGCUGCUGCAGCAGCAGCUCAGCACCGUGCGCAUCUGCGUCCCACGGGCCGUAGUGGGCUCCCUCAUAGGCAAGAACGGAGGCUACAUUCAGUCGCUGCGUGUAGCUACGGGAGCCACAAUAAAUAUAUCUCCAUUAUUUGUGACAGCAGAAGAAGCCUGUGCUGAACGCAUAGUAUCUGUUGAGUCGAGAAAGAGACAAAACUUGAAAGCUGCUGCCUUCACUCUUAUUAAAAAGAUUAACGAACACCCGGACAAGGGCUGCUGCAGACACGUCUGCUACUUCCGCAAGCACUCCUUUGAGUCCCCGCUGGCCGAGCCCCUUGCAGCUGCUCGCAGUAGGCUGCAGCAGCAACAGAUGCAGCAGCAGCAGCAUCAAAUGCAACAGCAACAGCAGAUGCAGCAGCUGCAGCAACACAGGGAGCAGGAACUCAGAAGGCGCGCCGUUUCUCUCGUCAUGGGGACUGUUUCCUCUAGCUCUAUGUUUGAUGCUGCUGCGGCCAACAGUGGCAGCAGCAACAGCAGCAACAACCUUGUUCCUGCUGCAGCAGAAGACAGUUUCGCUGCCGCCUUCAAGCGCUUCUGUGAAGCGAGAGCAACGGCCAAGGCAGCAGCCAAAGAAGCCCCUGCAGCAGCGGCAGCAGCAGCUGCUGCAACUGUGGCAAAGGCCAGAGCAGCAGCAGCUUCGAGGAUCUCCGCAGCGGCAGCUGCAGCAGCAGCACAAGGCGGUGCUGCAAUCGACGCAGUACCUACUCUCACACGCAACAUGAAAGAGGUGAUUGCUCAGGCGCGUGCCGCUAAGGAAGCAGCAGCAACUGCCGAAGCGACAGCAACAGCAGCAGCAACAGCAGUAGCAGGCAAGGGCCCCAACGAAACUGUGUGGGACUUCUCUGCAUGCAGCACAGCAGCAGGCAGCACCGAUAAACUACCAACUAUCUCUGAGGACGGCAGCAUUUACAAUGCCACGAUAGAAGAGGAGGAGACCAGUAGCCGCGCGCGGCUGCAGCGGCAGCAGCAGCAGCCCAGCCUUUCCCUAUUAAUCCUCAUCGCAGUCUUUCUAGCAGCACUUCUCCGGAUCGUCUUCAACAACUAA
This is a messenger RNA of Eimeria tenella, 1566 nucleotides long. Its product is annotated as KH domain-containing protein, putative. The record is from RefSeq and is a predicted model, not a curated record. The coding region runs from base 1 to 1566 and encodes 521 amino acids. Gene Ontology annotation, cellular component: nucleus; cytoplasm. Lineage: Eukaryota; Apicomplexa; Conoidasida; Eucoccidiorida; Eimeriidae. The transcript has 2 exons. Gene Ontology annotation, biological process: regulation of gene expression. Gene Ontology annotation, molecular function: mRNA binding.